This is a messenger RNA of Helobdella robusta, 1065 nucleotides long. RefSeq lists its product as hypothetical. Gene Ontology annotation, molecular function: protein kinase A regulatory subunit binding. Lineage: Eukaryota; Metazoa; Annelida; Clitellata; Rhynchobdellida; Glossiphoniidae. The transcript is spliced from 5 exons. The record is from RefSeq and is a predicted model, not a curated record. Bases 1 to 1065 code for a protein of 354 amino acids. Gene Ontology annotation, cellular component: cytosol.
AUGGCUGAAAGUGUCGAAUCGUCGAAAGCAGAAGAUAAGAUGGAUGUUGCGAACGUUGCUGCACCUACCGACACCACAAUGUCGAUGGAGACUGCAGAAACCUCAACUCAGAAGAAGGAAGAAGAAAAUGCAGAAAGUUCAAUAAGUUUAAGUAGGGAGGAGGAUAAGUUCCAUUCCAAAUCUAAAAGAAGUCGAAAUGAAAAGAAUGAUGAUACGGAUGCUAGAAGCAGUAAAGGCGAAGGUCCUAACAGUUUCCUUUCAAUUCCCAUCACCAACAGUGAGACUUCAGAAAAUAUAGCUGCAAUUCAGAAGUUUAUUGUAGAAUGUGAUCCAAUGCUAAAACCAUUAUUGAUAAAUCUACCAACUUUACACAUUACUCUUGGGGUAUUUUCAUUGAAAAAUGUCGUGAAUGAGCUGGAAAGUUGCAAAGAAGCUUUAGAAGAAUCAAAAAGAAAAAUACUUGAUUUUGGAGCAAAAUUUCCAUUAUCAAUAAAUGUUGAAGGUGUUGGUUCUUUUAGCAACCGAGUGCUUUAUGCCAAAGUUACCCCGAGUGAUGAUUUGAAGGUUGUUAGCCAAAUGUCAGAAACGCUGAUGAAAGUUUUUGAAGAUAAAGGAAUAAAAGCAGCUGACUCUUUACCAUUUAAGCCUCACAUCACCAUUAUGAAGUUAUCAAGAGGAAAGUUCUUUUUGAAGAAAAACCUAAAAGAAAUAAUCGAAAAGAUAGAAGCAAAGUAUGAGAACGAGAAGAUGGGAAGUAAUGAAGUGAACCGAGUGGACUUGUGUUGGAUGCGUAGGCAAGCACACUCAGAUGGCUACUACAACAUCAUUCACCAAAUUAAACUCGAUCAACCAAGUGAAGCACAUUUUGAAUCAGAUGAUAACACAAAAGCAGGUAUUAAUAAAGAAAAGGAAAUUAGCACAAGGGACACCGGCACAAUUGAAGAUAUUGAUACACAAAAUCAUAAGACGGUAGCUGAUGACGACAAUAGCCAUAGCAAGGCAAGCACAACAGAGUCAGGUGCAAACAUACCAGGUGAAAAAGUUCCUGAAGGGGACAGAAUUUAA